This is a messenger RNA of Fibroporia radiculosa, 1215 nucleotides long. RefSeq lists its product as uncharacterized. The transcript has 9 exons. Gene Ontology annotation, biological process: acyl-CoA metabolic process. The record is from RefSeq and is a predicted model, not a curated record. Bases 1 to 1215 code for a protein of 404 amino acids. Gene Ontology annotation, molecular function: fatty acyl-CoA hydrolase activity. Gene Ontology annotation, cellular component: mitochondrion. Lineage: Eukaryota; Fungi; Basidiomycota; Agaricomycetes; Polyporales; Fibroporiaceae.
AUGCCCAUGCGCUCGCACAUCCUCUGGUCCGAGGCCCUGCUCCGCGACUCCCUCCCGCCAAGCACAGCCGACCCCAACACGGCCCGCAGCACGCGCACGGCCCCCGAUGUUCCGCGGAACAUGUCCGAGUCGUACUGCGAGCUGCUCCUCCCGUUCGCCUCUUCCCCGGAGCUCCUCGAGCGCUACACUAACGCCUCGGGCGGAAUUCGCACUGGUAUGCUCAUGGAACACCUGGACUCGCUGGCUGGAGGCAUCGCAUACAAGCAUAUGCUCGGUCCGGGCGUGGACACCCUCGGGAAGGACGUGGGGUUCUACAUCGUGACCGCAUCUGUAGAUAGGCUCGAUAUGCUGGCGGCACUGUACCCAGUCCGCGAUAUGCGCCUGAGUGGCCAGGUCAUCCAUACGGGAAAGAGCUCGAUGGAGAUUGUCGUCCGGAUGGAGGCGCUAGAGAAAGAUGGGCGGGAAGAGACCAUCAUGCUCGGUCGUUUCGUCAUGGUCUGCAGAGACGCACACACACACAAGGCUGUCCCCGUCAACCCGUUGAAGAUCGACAGUCUCGAGGAUGAGAAGCUCUUUGACAUCGGCGAUGCGCACCGAAAGCGGCGCAUGUCCGCCGCCAACGCUGCGCUCACGCGCGUCCCACCAACGUCGGGCGAGGCGGAAUCGCUGCACUCGCUGUUCCUAAAGUACGGCCAGCACGAGAACGGCGAUUUUGUUGGGCCCGAUGGCGAGCAGCGGGUCUGGAUGGGCGACACGCGUCUUGAGAAGUGCAUGAUGAUGUUCCCACAAGAGCGCAAUGUGCAUCAGAAAAUCUUUGGUGGGUAUCUGAUGCGACUGGCGUAUGAGCUGGGGUUCGCGAACUCUGUGCUCUUCACCGGGUGUCACGUUCUCUUUGUCUCGCUCGACGGGAUUUCGUUCGCGAAGCCUGUGCCGAUCGGGUCCAUCCUGCGCCUCACCUCGCACAUCCUGCACACCUCCUCGUCCGAGCAGUUUCCCGGGCUCAUCCACGUCGGCGUGCAGGCGAACGUUGUCGAUGUCUCCACGGGGAAGGAGCAGACGACGAACGACUUCCGGUUCACGUGGUGCACUGAUCGCAGCAUUCCCCUCACACGAAAGGUUGUCCCGAAGACAUACAAAGAGGCGAUGCUGUGGCUGGAGGGACGCCGUGCGCUCGACAUGGGCGCGGAAAUCCGGGGGCUGCGGAAGCAUCACUAG